This is a messenger RNA of Coffea eugenioides, 1748 nucleotides long. Its product is annotated as magnesium transporter MRS2-1. NCBI's taxonomy places the organism in Eukaryota, Viridiplantae, Streptophyta, Magnoliopsida, Gentianales, Rubiaceae. Gene Ontology annotation, cellular component: membrane. Gene Ontology annotation, biological process: transmembrane transport; magnesium ion transport. The transcript is spliced from 6 exons. The record is from RefSeq and is a predicted model, not a curated record. Gene Ontology annotation, molecular function: magnesium ion transmembrane transporter activity. The coding region runs from base 305 to 1633 and encodes 442 amino acids.
UUAUGAAAGGCUGACGUCAAUCAAAGGGACCAAGUUACGAGGUCGUUUUACUGAGAAGUUCCUUCCUUUCUCUCCGAGGAGGGCAAUCAAGAUUCUUGUACCUUUCCUGACGAGAAUGAUGAUUCAGAUAAUAUAAGCCCACGAGUCCAGGUGGGAUUUUUUUUUUCUGUUCUUUUGUUUCUCGAGUUGCCGAUGCAACAGUGUAAAGAAUUUUAUAAUUGUCUUACGUAAUAUUACGGUGGAGGCAGCUACGGCGGCAUUUUGGCCCAAACCCUAGCUUCUUCCUCUUCUGGAGAAUUAGAAAAUGGCUGAUCUUAAAGAACGCCUUCUACCCCCAAAACCUGCAUCAGCUGCAAAUCUUCGAGAUGUAUCUUAUAGGCCCUCUGCAUCUGGCCGUCCACCAUUUCCAGGUGUUGACGUUCUAGGCCUCAAAAAGCGUGGCCAAGGCCUUCGUUCAUGGAUUCGUGUCGAUUCCUUUGGGAAUUCGCAAGUUAUUGAGGUUGACAAAUUCAGUAUGAUGCGUCGUUGUGAUCUUCCUGCCCGUGAUUUGCGCCUGUUAGAUCCAUUAUUUGUUUACCCAUCCACAAUUCUUGGAAGAGAGAAGGCAAUAGUUGUAAACCUGGAGCAGAUUCGAUGUAUUAUAACAGCAGAUGAGGUGCUGCUUUUGAACUCUCUAGAUAACUAUGUAGUGCAGUAUGUGGUGGAGCUGCAACGGCGGCUGCACGCUGCUGGAGUCAGUGAUGUUUGGCAGACAGAAGGUAGUGAUUCGAGCAGGAGGGGAAGGAACUUUGACAAUAUGUUUGGAAAUACUUCACCAGAUUAUUUGCCCUUCGAGUUUCGGGCUCUUGAAGUUGCUCUGGAGGCUGCUUGCACAUUUUUGGAUUCUCAGGCAGCAGAAUUGGAGAUUGAAGCAUACCCACUGCUGGAUGAGCUUACAUCAAAGAUUAGUACCUUAAACUUGGAGCGUGUUCGUCGAUUAAAAAGCCGACUUGUUGCUUUGACCCGGAGAGUUCAGAAGGUUAGGGAUGAGAUAGAGCAGCUAAUGGACGAUGAUGGAGAUAUGGCUGAAAUGUACCUUACUGAGAAGAAAAGACGAAUGGAAUCAUCCUUUUAUGGUGAUCAAUCUCUUCUUGGAUAUCGGUCAAGUGAUGGUGUACAAUCUAUUUCUGCUCCAGUCUCGCCUGUUGCGUCACCUCCUGAUUCCAGAAAGCUGGAGAAAACUUUAAGUAUUGCAAGGAGCAGACAUGAGAGUGUCAGGAGUUCAGAAAGUGCAAAUGAGAGUAUAGAAGAGCUCGAAAUGUUGUUGGAAGCUUAUUUUGUUGUUAUUGACAGCACCUUGAACAAGUUGACAUCGCUGAAGGAGUACAUAGAUGACACAGAAGAUUUCAUCAACAUUCAGCUGGAUAAUGUCCGAAACCAGCUUAUACAAUUUGAGUUGUUACUUACAACAGCAACAUUUGUCGUUGCCAUCUUUGGUGUGGUAGCUGGAAUAUUUGGCAUGAAUUUUACAGUACCAUUGUUCGAUAAUCCAAAUGCGUUCAAGUGGGUCCUCAUAAUUACAGCAGUAUGUGGAAUUAUCAUAUUCUGUUCAUUUUUGUGGUUUUUCAAAUACAAAAGGCUGAUGCCGCUGUAAGGAAAUUUAGGAGCAUUAUUGCUAGUCAUGCAAACCUUUAGCAUCAAAUUUUUGUAAGAGUGUCUAAUCUAUGCCAAGAAAUAUAGCAAAAGAGCAAGCUGCCUCAAUUCUUUUA